Molecule: messenger RNA, 1306 nt
Organism: Hyphopichia burtonii NRRL Y-1933
Lineage: Eukaryota; Fungi; Ascomycota; Pichiomycetes; Serinales; Debaryomycetaceae
Product: MDR family NADP-dependent oxidoreductase
Exons: 1
Coding region: 155-1234 (359 amino acids)
Molecular function (GO): oxidoreductase activity, acting on the CH-CH group of donors, NAD or NADP as acceptor
Source: RefSeq, a predicted model, not a curated record
UUCGGUGCGACGGUACGUCCGAAUGAGGGUCUUCCGGAGCUGGUGAGAUAAUUUCCGGAAGCACAAUCCCCUUUUAAUCUACCAAUAGAGACCAGUUUACGUUUAAAAAGAUCUCUAUUGGCAAUUGAUCUUGCAAUUAUAUCCCUUAGUAAACAUGUCAGUGCCAACUGAACUCAACCAAAUUCAGGUUAAUAAAAAUCCCCUUGCUGAGGUAAAUUUCGAAUGGGAUAAACCGGAUUCUACUUUCAAAUUUGCAACUGUCAAGUAUAAUGAAUCGGAUUUGAAACAGGGAUUUGUUUUAGUCAAAGUCUUGUACUUGUCUAAUGAUCCUGCUCAAAAAGGAUGGAUGCAAAAAGGAGUGGAUCCUCGUAGAACGUAUAUUUCUCCAGUGUUAGAAGGAGACCCAGUUCGUUCACUUGGAAUUGGUGAAGUUGUCGAAUCGAAUUCGCAUAAGUUUGCUAAAGGUGAUAUCGUAUCGUGUUCAUGCAGCUGGUCUGAUUAUGCAAUUGUGGAUCAACAAUCUAUCUUCACUAAAAUCGAUACUUCUUCUGGUCUCCCCGUCCCAGUUUAUUUAAGUAGUCUUGGAUUGACUGGGUUAACUGCAUACUUUGGUUUAACCGAAGUUGGUCAAUUCAAAGAAGGUCAAACCUUGGUGGUUUCUGCUGCUAGUGGUGCCACCGGCUCCAUGGUGGUUCAAAUUGCUAAGCAUCUCUUAAAAGCUGGUAAGGUGAUUGGUAUCACUGGUUCACCAGAAAAAGCCAAUUACGUUAAGUCUUUGGGUGCUGAUCUCGCCGUUGAUUACCACGACGAAACCUGGAAGCAGCAACUCGGUGAAUACCUCGGCGACGAUUUUGCUGAUGUUUAUUUCGAUAACGUCGGUGGUGAAAUCCUAAGUUUUAUGUUGAAAAACGUAAAAUCUUUCGGGACCGUUGUUUCCUGCGGAUCCAUUUCUGGCUAUAUCGAUCGAACCAAAGGCUUGGUGGACAAUUGGACCCAGAUCACAGUCAACAGCUUGACCGUGAAAGGCUUUGUGGUAAUCAAUUACCGAAAUCAAUUCCCACAAGCAGUCCAUGCCAUUGUCGAAGGGAUCAAACUGGGUAAAAUUAAGGUCACCGAAGGCUACACCAUAGAAGAUCUUUCCAACGACCCCGACACCCUUUUGAAAGUGCCACGGGUCUGGAACAAGCUCUUCACCAAUGAAAAACCAAACGGUAAGUUGAUCACCAAGGUAUAAUCUACGUCAGGAUUUCGGAGUUGAUCUUAACUCCCCUAAAGCCCGCCGUAUUUUUUGCCCGCAGCUCAACGG